AUGCCAAGAUUAUCAUCAAAAAUUUUGGGCUAUGAAUAUGAUCUUAAGGUUCUUCGGUUGGAAACAAACGCAGGAGGACUAUUAUAUACAGCUUUAAUCCUACUGGGGUUAUUGUCACGUAAUGAAUCAUUUGUAGAAUUAUUGUCAUGGAAUUAUUUUUGUUUUUGUGGUAAAAUUUCAUUUAGUAUCUAUCUUUUACAUCCAAUAGCUUUCAAUCUGGUAACUAAUUAUUUUAAUGAGUAUCUUACAUUUAUUGGUAAUGUUGAAACACUCAAAGAUGUAGACCAAUCGGAUCAAAUUGAAAAAAAUAAUGAUAUGUUUGACUCGGUGAUGUUAAGUUAUUUGGUUACAAUAAUUUUAUCAUGGUUUUAUCACAAACUCGUUGAGUCACCAUUCAUGAAUUUGGCAAAUUCUAUUGCAAGAAAAUGGUUAAAAUAG
Messenger RNA from Entrophospora sp. SA101, 438 nucleotides. The record is from the annotation of a GenBank genome assembly. Lineage: Eukaryota; Fungi; Glomeromycota; Glomeromycetes; Entrophosporales; Entrophosporaceae.